AUGUGGCAGCUUUUAGCAGCAGCAUGUUUCUCACUUCUUCCUGGACCUAUACAUGGAUAUAAGAAAGGAAUCACCACAAAUCCUGAAGCUCAUAUGAAUAUUAGUCAAAUUAUUACUUACUGGGGCUAUCCUUAUGAAAAGUAUGAUGUUGUGACAAAGGAUGGAUAUAUCCUUGGUAUUUAUAGGAUUCCUCAUGGAAGAGGAUGCCCAGGGCCAACUGCUCCAAAGCCUGUUGUGUAUCUGCAACAUGGCUUAAUUGCAUCUGCCGGUAACUGGAUUUGCAACCUGCCAAACAAUAGCCUGGCCUUCCUUCUGGCUGAUAAUGGUUAUGAUGUGUGGUUAGGAAAUAGCCGAGGAAAUACCUGGUCCAGAAAGCACCUUAUAUUGUCACCCACAUCUGCUGAAUACUGGGCCUUCAGUUUGGAUGAGAUGGCUAAAUAUGAUCUUCCAGCAACAAUCAACUUAAUCAUAGAGAAAACUGGACAGGAGCAACUCUACUAUGUAGGGCACUCACAAGGCACCACCAUAGCUUUCAUAGCGUUCUCUACAAAUCCAGAACUAGCUAAAAGGAUCAAGAUAUUUUUUGCCCUAGCUCCAGUUGUCACAGUAAAAUACACCCGAAGUCCUAUGAAAAAGUUAACCACUCUCUCCAGAAAAGCUGUCAAGGCACUGUUUGGUGACAAAAUGUUCUCUGUUCAUACAUUGUUUGACCAAUUCAUUGCCACCAAAGUGUGCAACCGGAAGAUAUUCCAUUCUGCAUGCAGCAACUUCCUAUUUUCCCUAGCUGGAUUUGAUCCUAAAAACUUAAACAUGAGUCGCCUGGAUGUGUACUUUUCACAGGCCCCUGCGGGAACAUCUGUUCAGAAUAUGCUACACUGGGCCCAGGCUGUUAACUCUGGUCAGCUCCAAGCUUUUGACUGGGGAAAUCCUGACCAGAACAUGAUGCACUUCCAUCAGCUUACACCUCCUUUGUAUAACAUUACUAAGAUGGAAGUUCCAACAGCAAUGUGGAGUGGUGGACAGGAUGUUGUGGCAGACGCUAAGGAUACUGAAAAUUUACUCCCAAAAGUUUCCAACCUUAUUUAUUACAAGGUUAUUCCACACUACAAUCACAUGGAUUUUUACCUUGGACAGGAUGCACCCCAGGAAAUUUACCAAGACCUGAUUCAGUUGAUGAAGGGAUGUUUGUGA
This is a messenger RNA of Jaculus jaculus (lesser Egyptian jerboa), 1191 nucleotides long. RefSeq names its product lipase member K. The coding region runs from base 1 to 1191 and encodes 396 amino acids. The transcript has 9 exons. Gene Ontology annotation, molecular function: hydrolase activity, acting on ester bonds. The record is from RefSeq and is a predicted model, not a curated record. NCBI's taxonomy places the organism in Eukaryota, Metazoa, Chordata, Mammalia, Rodentia, Dipodidae. Gene Ontology annotation, biological process: lipid metabolic process. Gene Ontology annotation, cellular component: intracellular membrane-bounded organelle.